AUGCUCAACGAGAACUACCCGUCUCAGUACCCUAAGUACUUCUUCUCUCAAAAUAUUUCGACAGCCCUCAUUCCAGCCAAAAAAAAAAAAGAGCACGAAAACUUAAAUCAGAGCGCAGCAAAACAUUUAAGGACUCUAUUGCCAGAUGGCUCGACAUCGACAAACCUAAAAAACCAGACACCACCAAAUGAAAAAACAUCUCCGAAGACCAAGGGUAAAAGAAAUGCAUUGCAUGAUGUCACCGAUAAAGGUAAUCAAGUCGGUUCAAAAACUCCGCCUCGAGCACCAUCAACAAUACCUUCCAAAUCAAAUUCCCAUCUUGAAGGGUCAGAUGCAGGAGUGAUUAACAGAGAUAGUAUGCAAAACAUAAAAGGAGUGGCAUGGAAACGACGAAGAGAGAAUAGACUUGUUCAUUUAACGGAAGAAGUAAAUGAAAUCAAAAGGUCUAAGAAUGAAAAUAAUAAAAAAAACGAAAAUAAUAAUAAAAACGAGAAUAAUGAAGAUAAGACAAAGAGUGUGAAGUUGAAAGAAACAAUCGUAAUUGAAAAUGGAGAACAGAUCACGACGAUUGAUGAAAUUGUAUUCAACAGUACGGAAUAUGUCAAUAUUGCAAAGCAGAGAACAAUGGAAGAAAGAGUUAGCUGCUUAGUGCCAGUAGUUUGGACGCCAGACGUUAUUCAGAAAAAAUAUUUGGUUCCACCUUAA
Molecule: messenger RNA, 705 nt
Organism: Cotesia glomerata
Lineage: Eukaryota; Metazoa; Arthropoda; Insecta; Hymenoptera; Braconidae
Exons: 4
Coding region: 1-705 (234 amino acids)
Source: RefSeq, a predicted model, not a curated record